Messenger RNA from Xylaria bambusicola, 1458 nucleotides. Its product is annotated as kinase-like domain-containing protein. Gene Ontology annotation, molecular function: protein serine/threonine kinase activity; ATP binding. The transcript has 3 exons. The record is from RefSeq and is a predicted model, not a curated record. Gene Ontology annotation, biological process: protein phosphorylation. Gene Ontology annotation, cellular component: cytoplasm. Bases 1 to 1458 code for a protein of 485 amino acids. Lineage: Eukaryota; Fungi; Ascomycota; Sordariomycetes; Xylariales; Xylariaceae.
AUGGCUCCUGAAACACUGAAUACAAGCAAUACUUACGUCUUGAGCAACAAUUGGUCCGGAGCUCGCCGGAUCCUAGCAUCCCCGGACUCUCGAUCGUUGUCUAUGAUCAAUAUAGACGAUUGUGAUGAAACCAGCCAGUGGAAGUUCAGUGAGACUAACCGGCCGGGAUACUACCGCCUUCACACUGUCAAGGCUGGUACCUCCCGCGCGGUCGACGUGUUUGAUGAGGAGGGCGAAUUCAGACACCCGGUGCUAGUCGAGACAAGCUCCCAUGACGGACAGUACUGGCGCGUCGACGCCUGGGGCGACGGCUUCUACCGCUUCUCCAACGUAUUCACCGGUGACGAGAAGAAUCUGGACGUCUAUUUCGAUAGCUACGGCCCACAUCUUGCGCCGGGAAACUGUAUUGGCCAGCACUGGACGCUCACUGUGCAUAAUGCAAGGCGUGAGCCGUCAGCUAUCUCUUCCGACCUCGUCCAGGACUUGCGCCUCGAGUCCUCCGUCGGUCAUGAUGGCGUCACGCAGCACACGUACGCGCAUGCAGAACCGGGCAGUGGCCAGCGGGCUGCUCCCGUGACGGAGAACUGGAAGCAAUCGAGACUCUUAGGUCGCGGCGGCUGUGGUACUGUGUGGCUCGAGGUGUGCGUGUCUGGCCCGAAGCAAGGUGAGUUUCGAGCAGUCAAGAAAAUCAAGAAGCAGGAUAUGUGGGCCGAUACCAUCGACUACGGCCGAGAAUUGCAGGCCGUGGCCAAGUUCUCUCAUCGCAAGUAUAGUCACUGUUUCGUGCAAUCGAGUGGUUGGUGGGAUACUGAAUCAAGUGUCUAUAUUGCUAUGGAAUAUCUGAGUCUAGGGGAUUUGCAGGGUUACCUCGCAGAACCCCUACCUGAAGAUGAUACGAGGCAGAUAACAAGUCAAAUUGUAGAAGGCCUCAGUUUCAUGCAUGAGCAGCGAUUUGCUCACCGAGAUCUCAAACCACAAAACAUCCUUGUUCUACGAGAUCGCCCGGACUGGUGGGUGAAGAUUGCAGAUUUCGGGUUGAGCAAGCGUGUCGAGGGUAACACGGCACUGCGCACCCAAGUGGGAACGAUGGCUUACGUUGCCCCCGAAGUCCUAGGCAUCUUCACUUUAGAAGACCUCGCGCUUCCCCGCGGAACGAUACCAGUGUACAGCAUGGCUGUGGACAUCUGGUCAUUAGGAUUGAUGGUGUAUCGGAUGCAGACCGGCGAAGCCGCCUUCGAAGAGAGCCAAGACUUGUCGCACUUCGUGAUAUUGAGAAGGCCACUGUCUAAGGAGCUACUGCGCUCUCAUGGCACGUCUGAUGGUUGCAUCAAGUUUAUCGAGAGCUGCUUGAUUCCAUCGCCGAGAGAGCGCCCGACGGUCGAUAAGCUUGUAGGUGAUGCGUGGCUUGGUGGCUUAGCAGUGAUUCCUUCGCCGGGUCCAGGGCAGAACGAGGAGUGA